AAUGCCCUGGAAAAAAAUCUGAAGAUGGUCCAUGGCUAUCCCGUGAUCUGUGUUUUUAUGAACAACUGGGAAAAGGUUGAACAGUUCCACAGACCAGAUGACAUGGUGAUAGCCACUUACCCUAAAUCAGGUACCACUUGGGCUAGUGAAAUUGUAGACAUGAUUUUAAAUGAUGAAGUUGAAAAAUGUAAGUGAGACUUUAUUAAUGUUAAAGCUCCAAUAUUGGAAAUUACCCUCCCUGGACUAAGAACAUCACGUUUAGAGCAGAUAGAGAAGAAUCCAUCAUCUCAGUUUAUGAAGACUUAUCUACCAACUAAUCUUCUCUCUAAGGCUUUCUGGGAGAAACACUGCAAGAUGAUUUAUCUGGCUCAAAAUGCCAAGGCCGUUGCUGUCUCAUACUACCAUUUUUACUUAAUGAGUAAUUUAAGACCUUUUCCCAGCACCUGGGAAGAAUAUCUGGAGAAAUUCCUAUUUGGAAAAGUUUAUUUAAAACUUAUGAAGAAUGAGCCAACCAAAUGUGAAUUUCCUUCAAAUCCAAAGACAGAAAUCAAGAAGAUUAUUAAAUUUCUAGAGAAGAACCUGAAUGAUGAGAUUUUGGAUAGGAUCAUCCAUCAUACCUCAUUUGAAGUGAUGAAGGACAAUCCUCUGGUGAAUUAUACGCAUGUACCAAAUAUAGUCAUGGAUCACAACAAAUCUUUUAUGCACAAAUUAACUGCUUUGCUGAGUUUCAUUUCCCUUUUUUACUUUUAUACCCUGAACUAA
Molecule: messenger RNA, 762 nt
Organism: Carlito syrichta (Philippine tarsier)
Lineage: Eukaryota; Metazoa; Chordata; Mammalia; Primates; Tarsiidae
Product: sulfotransferase family cytosolic 1B member 1-like
Biological process (GO): sulfation
Cellular component (GO): cytoplasm
Molecular function (GO): sulfotransferase activity
Source: RefSeq, a predicted model, not a curated record